Messenger RNA from Salvelinus fontinalis (brook trout), 4319 nucleotides. RefSeq names its product CDC42 small effector 1 (gene cdc42se1). Bases 421 to 648 code for a protein of 75 amino acids. The transcript is spliced from 4 exons. Gene Ontology annotation, cellular component: plasma membrane. The record is from RefSeq and is a predicted model, not a curated record. Gene Ontology annotation, biological process: regulation of Rho protein signal transduction. NCBI's taxonomy places the organism in Eukaryota, Metazoa, Chordata, Actinopteri, Salmoniformes, Salmonidae. Gene Ontology annotation, molecular function: small GTPase binding.
CCUGAGAAGAAGAAGUGUAGCCUACCGCAGAACAUAGGAGACGUUUUACUUUACCACAUCUCGACUCGCGAGCUGACCGUUUUAAAGAUAUCAUGUUCGUUUGAGGGAGAAAGCGGAUUCCACACUGAUGUUACGGCCCUACAGUACCUGAGGCAGUGGAAAUCUAGGGAGACGAGCAUCCACAGGAGAUUCAGUGAGAGGGAAGAGGUGACAUUCUAAACGUUAAGAGAAAGGAAUAGAACCGGACUUGGCACUGAGCCUUGGGGAACACUCAUCUUUUUUUGGGACUGGACUGGUUGCAACGCCAUUCCACCCUAAGCGACGUUCUUGUUCUCCACCACGUCCUCCGCUGCCUGCAGGGCGUCCAGAGAGAAGCAGGGCCUCCGGACCCACUCAGAGCAAAGCAGCAGCACAGCAGGGAUGAGUGAGUUCUGGAACAAGAUUGGCUGCUGCGUGGUGGCCAAACCUCCACCGAGAAAGAGGCGCAGGAAAAUCGACCGCAGCAUGAUCGGCGAGCCCACAAACUUUGUCCACUUGACACACAUUGGCUCUGGGGAGAUGGCAGAGGGCCGGGCCCCGUCAGGGCCGGUCCAGGAUAAGAUGAGGUCAAAAGGACCCAGUGCCAACGGCCGCAAGAGCAUGUUAUAGCUGCUGCCUACCAAGUAAGUACCCAGUUAAUGAAGCUAUCGCCAUAUCUGCAAUGUAAUAGCUUCUCUGGAACUAACCUUCACUUCUGGAACUAACCUUCACUUCUGGAACUAACCUUCACUUCUGGAACUAACCUUCUUCACUUCUGGAACUAACCUUCUUCACUUCUGGAACUAACCUUCACUUCUGGAACUAACCUUCUUCACUUCUGGAACUAACCUUCUUCACUUCUGGAACUAACCUUCUUCACUUCUGGAACUAACCUUCUUCACUUCUGGAACUAACCUUCUUCACUUCUGGAACUAACCUUCUUCACUUCUGGAACUAACCUUCUUCACUUCUGGAACUAACCUUCUUCACUUCUGGAACUAACCUUCUUCACUUCUGGAACUAACCUUCUUCACUUCUGGAACUAACCUUCUUCACUUCUGGAACUAACCUUCUUCACUUCUGGAACUAACCUUCUUCACUUCUGGAACUAACCUUCUUCACUUCUGGAACUAACCUUCUUCACUUCUGGAACUAACCUUCUUCACUUCUGGAACUAACCUUCUUCACUUCUGGAACUAACCUUCUUCACUUCUGGAACUAACCUUCUUCACUUCUGGAACUAACCUUCUUCACUUCUGGAACUAACCUUCUUCACUUCUCUGGACUUGUAGAACUAACAGUUUUCACUUCUCUCUGUAGGCAUGGAGAACCAUUUCCAUCCUCCUCUAUGCGCCCCUCUCAUCCCAAAUCAAAAGGCAGUCACUGCAGUGUAACCUGUUUCCAAUGGAGCACUUGGCAAACCUGAGAGCGGACCCUAGAGAGCAGAGAGGCUCUUCCUGACGUCUGCAGGAUCCAUUUAGCCAAACAGGACGAUGCCCUUUCUGUGGUCACCACAAGAAUCGCCCUGCUCAGAGGAGGAUAGACUGACAUGUUUUUGAUGCUUUUUAAAGAAAACUAUUUGUCUUUCUGAUGGACUUCGGACUUCCACUGUAUUUCAGCCAGCAACGUUUCUGUGUCACGGCCAGCAAGCGUGUGUGUGAGAGCCGGUGAGAGUGUUUAGCACAAUUUGUUGACUAACAUGGCUGAUUCCAUUUCAGGAAGUGAAGAUUAUGUUCUCAAGGAUCACCUGAAUGUUGCAAACCAUUGACCUACUGCCAAACAAAUGGUAUACAAAAUAUUUUGCGUAUCUGUCUAUUGAAUGAGGAUGCACCUUUUAUUUUCCUACAGUGCAUAGUUAAAGGUGUCUUCGUGUGUGUGUGUUUAUAAGUGACAAAUGCUAUGUGAUUUUGUUGCUGUUUAGAUACCAGUACUGAGUAGUGUUAUUUUGAUUGUACCAGUUGCCAUAGAACCCCAUUUGGACUGCUACCCAAUUGCCAUAGAACCCCAUUUGGACUGCUACCCAGUUGCCAUAGAACCCCAUUUGGACUGCUACCCAGUUGCCAUAGAACCCCAUUUGGACUGCUACCCAGUUGCCAUAGAACCCCAUUUGGACUGCUACCCAGUUGCCAUAGAACCCCAUUUGGACUGCUACCCAGUUGCCAUAGAACCCCAUUUGGACUGCUACCCAGUUGCCAUAGAACCCCAUUUGGACUGCUACCCAGUUGCCAUAGAACCCCAUUUGGACUGCUACCCAGUUGCCAUAGAACCCCAUUUGGACUGCUACCCAGUUGCCAUAGAACCCCAUUUGGACUGCUACCCAGUUGCCAUAGAACCCCAUUUGGACUGCUACCCAGUUGCCAUAGAACCCCAUUUGGACUGCUACCCAGUUGCCAUAGAACCCCAUUUGGACUGCUACCCAGUUGCAAGCAUACAGGUAACUGGCAAGAUAAAGGAAACCCCAACAUAGUGUCUUAAUAGGCGUUGGGCACCACGAGCCAGAACAGCUUCAAUGCAUCUUGGCAUAGAUUCUACAAGUGUCUGGAACUCUUGGAGGGAUGCGACACCAUUCCUCCAUGAGAAAUUCCAUCAUUUGGUGUUUUGUUGAUGGUGGUGGAAAACGCUGUUUCAGGCUCCGCUCCAGAAUUCUCCCAUAAGUUUUCAACUGGGUUGAGAUCUGGUGACUGAGACGGACAUGGCAUGUGGCUUACAUAGUUUUCAUGCUCAUCAAACCAUUGUGACCACUCGUUCCCUGUGGAUGGGUCAUUGUCAUCCUGGAAGAAACCACUCCCAUCAAGGUAGAUCUGUUUCACCCUACAGUAGGUAGAAGGUGAUCACUCAGAAUGGCUGUGUAUUUAUUGGAGUUGACCUUGUCCUCUAUGGGGUGGAGUGGACCUAAACCAUGGCAGGAAAAUGCACCUCCACACCAUAACAGAGCUGCCAAUAAGUACCCUCAUUUACUCAAGUGUUUCCUUUUAUUUGAGCAGUUACCUGUAGCUGGUCAGUGUGACACACAAUUUACUAGCACCUACUCUGAAAACCCCUAACUAUUAGUCAGCGGGAAGAGUCUGUUAGUAACGGGUUGUUGUUGAAAUUCAAAACACCCUGACCGUUACGGGGCUUUCCAGUGAUCUAUCCUGGAAUUACUCGGGAAUGCCACUCAUUAAAUCAACUGCAUCAAGGAACAUUCCAUAAGGUCCUUUUUUCUCUUGUCCGGGGGGGGGGGGGGGAUGUCCACCCCCUUGAUCAGAAUGGAAAAUUCCAACCAUUUCACUGUGCAUUCCCCUUGUAAUUUCUAUAUGGCCUCCCACUUGAGCUUGUUGUAGGUGACGUGCACUCCAAGCUGGCUUGUGUCCCACAUGACAUCUACACCAUAGUGACAUACAUUCUGAAGCCAGGAGGGAGUUUUUAAAAACCUGAUUUAAAUCAUACUGUAGAAAUGAAAGUUUGUUUCCUGUACACAACUGUAUUUCUGACGUGCUUAGUAUACACAAUCUGUUGUGAAUAACUAUUCACUCUGUAGUUUUUUUGCUAGGGGGCAAAACUCAGUUUGAAUUGGAAUGUUUUUUUAAUAUUGUAUCCUAUGUGAUUUAGCUAGACCAGUAUCCUAUGUGAUUUAGCUAGACCAGUAUCCUAUGUGAUUUAGCUAGACCAGUAUCCUAUGUGAUUUAGCUAGACCAGUAUCCUAUGUGAUUUAGCUAGACCAGUAUCCUAUGUGAUUUAGCUAGACCAGUAUCCUAUGUGAUUUAGCUAGACCAGUAUCCUAUGUGAUUUAGCUAGACCAGUAUCCUAUGUGAUUUAGCUAGACCAGUAUCCUAUGUGAUUUAGCUAGACCAGUAUCCUAUGUGAUUUAGCUAGACCAGUAUCCUAUGUGAUUUAGCUAGACCAGUAUCCUAUGUGAUUUAGCUAGACCAUUAUCCUAUACCAGAACAUAUGGAUGGUGUCGUUCAUGAACAGUUUGCUGUCCCUUUCACUAAUACCUUAUCUGUUUUAUACACUGGGCCUAAUGUUUACUUAAUGCUGAAGACAACUGAAGGGGUGACUUUGCAUAUUGCUUGGUGGCUUUCCUAUCUUUGUUAGAGCAUGUAAUACUGUGUAAAUGCUCAGCCCAACAGAAUGACUGCUGCCUUGACGUUUCUUGAAUAAUGUACAUUGGUAACGUCAGUAAUUUGAGUCUGUUGACAUUUUAAGUUUCUUUCCCAUCUUUAUCAUGAUUGUUGUUAGACCAAAGCUUGAGUUCAUUAGAAAUGACUUGUACAACCUCUUGAUUUUUCCUGGAAAUACAGUUGACAUUCUGAAUAGAA